This is a messenger RNA of Adineta steineri, 1620 nucleotides long. Lineage: Eukaryota; Metazoa; Rotifera; Eurotatoria; Adinetida; Adinetidae. The record is from the annotation of a GenBank genome assembly.
AUGUUUUAUUUAGAUGUUUCAUACAAUCAACCAAAAUUUAAUGAAUGUACUACUUGGAAUACAACUGGAAUUAGUUUUCAACCAAAUUUUACAUUUAGCAACCCUUUUGGUAUUUUUAUUGACAGAAACAAUUCAAUCUAUGUCGGUAAUCAACCACUAUAUUACGUUUUUAUGUGGAGUAAUAAUGCUAUUCAACUAAUAAAAACGAUAUCCAUUAAUAAUGGCAUCAGUGGAAAUUCUAUUUUUGUUACAAACAAUGGUGAUAUUUUCGUUGAUACGAAUGGUGGAGUUGAGAAGCGGACAUUAUAUUCAAAUAAUAGUACUACUGUCAUGUAUGUUAAUUCGCUAUGCGUGGGUCUCUUCGUUGACAUUAAUGAUAGUUUAUAUUGUUCAAUCGUUUCCCUUAAUAUAGUUAAAAAAAUAUGGUUAGGUAAUAAUCCACUGCUAUCAGAAAUUGUGGCUGGAACUAAUUCUAGUGGCUCUAACUCGACUAUGCUUAAUAGUCCUCGUGGAAUUUUUGUUGAUGUUAACUUUGAUUUAUAUGUAGCCGAUUAUGGAAACAAUCGCAUUCAACUUUUUCGAUCGAAUCAAUCAAAUGGAACGACAGUUGCAGGAAAUACAUCAAUCGAGACUACGAUUACACUCUGGGGUCCGACUGUAGUUGUAUUAGAUGGUAAUGGUUGUUUAUUUAUUGUCGAUAGUAACAAUAAUCGCAUUGUUAGAUCAACUCAAAAUGGUUUUCAUUGUAUAAUUGGAUGUAAUGGAAAUAGUUCAGCGUCUAAUCAACUACUGAGUCCACGACGAAUGGCUUUUGAUAAUCAUGGCAACAUAUAUGUUACAGUUCCAGAGAGUAAACGUAUUGAAAAAUUUCUUUUGUUGACAAAUUCAUGUGAAACAACAACUGAAAUUAGUUCAACGAUGAAUAUCAACGACAAUUCCAGUGUUUCUUCAAUGAAUGUACAACAUGAUACUUCAACAUUUUCAAUAAAUCAAUUAACAACGAGUGAAUCGUCCUUAUCUUCAUCAUUCUUCGUUAUGCCAUUCUGUGGCAACGAUAACAUUGGUUUAUCUUGUAAUAUAUCAACAGCACCUUGUGAUAUGAUGCAACUUUGUGAAAAUAAUGGAACUUGUAUUAAUAAUAGUAGUAUUGUUGAUGGUUAUUAUUGUUCAUGUUCACAAGGUUUCAAUGGUUCAAAUUGUCAAAUUGAUAAUCGACCGUGUCAAUCAAAUACAUGUUGGAAUAAUGGUACAUGUAAUCAAACAUCAGACACAACAUUUAAAUGUUUGUGUAAACCAGAAUGGAUUGGUAUUCGUUGUGAAAUACAAAUAGAUUAUUGUCAGAAUGUUACAUGUUUAAAUAAUGGUGUAUGUAAACCAUUAUUAGGUGAUUAUAGAUGUGAAUGUCUUAGUAAAAGUUAUUCUGGUAAAUAUUGUGGAAUAGUUUCACAAACAUUAGUUGUUCAUCAAACAGUAUCAACAUCAUUUGAUAUAUUAAAAUAUUGUUUUGGAAUUGAUCCAACAAAAGAUCAAUUGAAAAGAAUUCAAAGAAGAAGACGAAGAGGACGAAUGAAAAAUAUAAAACCACCUCCACAAAUUCGAAAGUUUAUUUAUAUUAAUUAA